Messenger RNA from Scophthalmus maximus (turbot), 794 nucleotides. It is a transcript of the gene selenoh, whose product is annotated as selenoprotein H. NCBI's taxonomy places the organism in Eukaryota, Metazoa, Chordata, Actinopteri, Pleuronectiformes, Scophthalmidae. The transcript is spliced from 5 exons. The record is from RefSeq and is a predicted model, not a curated record. Gene Ontology annotation, cellular component: Golgi apparatus.
GAUGUCUAACAUCUGAAGUCGGCUCGAUGUAAAUGCCUCAGAAGAAUCCCUCCCGACGAUGGUUCCGUCCGCCUCCUGAAACCCCCCUGCGACACGGAUAUUGGUGGAGUCCACACACGCGCCAAACAUUAGUGACAACAAUGGCGUCCGGAGCAGGCCGUCGACGGACGAAGCGCAAAGCGGAGGCUCAGUCCGAGGAGGAGAAACCAUCCGUGGAGAAGGAGGAAGAGGAGGAGGUCAGAGGAGACGGAGAGGAAGGACACAGGGUGCUCAUCGAACACUGUAAGAGCUGACGAGUGUAUGGGCGUAAUGCUGAGGAAGUGAAAUCUGCCCUCCUGGCUGCCCACCCUGGACUGACUGUGAUCCUCAACCCAGAGAAACCUCGCCGGAACAGCUUUGAGAUCACUCUACUGGAUGGAGGUAAAGAAACAUCUCUGUGGACUGGAAUAAAGAAGGGUCCGCCUCGUAAGCUGAAGUUUCCUCAACCAGAUGUUGUAGUUACUGCUCUGCAGGAGGCUCUGAAGGCUGAGUAGAUGUCCAGUGAAGUUCAGGAGAUGUGGCCCUGUGGAAGCAGAAUGACGAGGAGCGACCAAGGAGAUGUUCUCAGUCUCUCUUCUGAUGAUCCGAGCUCCAACAGCUCACAUCCUCUGGAUACACUCUGACACCUAGUGGAGCCUCUCUGACACAACACAUUUCUUAGUUGUAUUACUUUGCUGUUUGUCUUUCCCCGCUGUUUCACAAUGGUUAUUGUGAUUUUAUGUCUGUUUUUUGGUAAAUAAAAUUGAUUCACUGUU